Aedes albopictus (Asian tiger mosquito) is the source of this 735-nucleotide messenger RNA. RefSeq names its product large ribosomal subunit protein mL48 (gene mRpL48). Bases 150 to 665 code for a protein of 171 amino acids. The record is from RefSeq and is a predicted model, not a curated record. The transcript has 3 exons. Gene Ontology annotation, cellular component: mitochondrial ribosome. NCBI's taxonomy places the organism in Eukaryota, Metazoa, Arthropoda, Insecta, Diptera, Culicidae.
CCUUAAAACGAUUGACUACAUUUUUGACAGAUUGAUUUCAGCCAUCCAUCUCAGAUGUUGUGCAAAAUCCACAUCAAUAGCAAAUAAUUGUUAAAAAACAAGUGAAACAACUUUAAAACAUCGCCUACAAACUAAUUAAAAUAAGCAAUAUGUUACGGCAGAUGACCCACCGCUUGCUGACCACCGGUCAAGUGUUCCGGCCCUUCAGCAGCAUGUACGAGCCGGACUAUUUAGAGAAACUCCGACCCAAAUAUCCGCUGUACAACACGCUGAAUUUCACCAUCAAAGGCUACGACUAUCCGAUUCUUGAGAGCUACCAGCGCUUCAUGCACAACGUGGCCGACACGAUGGACUUGGACAUUGCUGACUGCUGGGCUCAACCGCCGCAGAAGUUCAACGUACAAAAAUUCAAACCGUCAUCGGCGGUCAUCGAAAGCGAAUACAAGCUCACGGCGUACCAACGGAAUGUUCAGAUUGCCAACCUGCAGGCGCCGCUGUAUCCCACGUUUCUGCGACUGCUGCAAGCUGCACUUCCGGAAGGCGUCACCCUUACGGUGAGUGAACACACCAGUGAAGUGGACGACGGGCGGUACGUGCCCGACCGAGAGCUGCUCGAGUUGCGACAGAAGCUCGACGAAAUGGGUGGCUCCAGAGAAAAGAAGUGAGAAGUGAGGUUUGUUUGGUUCGUAAGGAAUAGAGCUAAUAGAAGGCAGUGUGUUAUAAUAAUAAUAAUAA